AUGGCAUCACAGGGAGUAAAAUCUCUCUCUAAUAAUACUUCCUUCUUAGAUAAAUACAAUGAAUGGUUGACAGGUGACAUAAACUCUAUAUCUAUGGCUCUAGCUGCAACUAAAUGUUGGUUCAUAUGGAAGGAAAGAUGUUUGCGUGUUUUUGAAAAACAAGAAAGAACAUCUGAACAACUAGUUGUAGAUAUCUCAAGGAAUUUUGCAUAUUGGCAUCCACAAAAUCUUGACAUUGACACAACACAACCUAGAAUAAAGACAGUACAUAAUAAGUUAUGGAACUUUCCUGCAAAAGAUAGUUUAAAAUUAAACUGUGAUGCCUCUUGGGUUUCUAAAUACACUGAUGCAGGUUUUGGUUGUGUGCUUCGAAACUGGUUAGGAACAGGCAAAGGAGCAGCAAUGGGAGUCUUCAGAGCUUCAACAGCAAAAGAGGCAGAAGCUCUAGCUCUUCUGCAAACUACCAGAUGGGCUCAUCAGAAUAAUCUACAAAAUCUGGUCAUAGAGGGAGACAAUGAAUUCACUAUCAACUAUCUGCAGGGGAAAUCUGUUUCAUUUCAAUAG
Papaver somniferum (opium poppy) is the source of this 564-nucleotide messenger RNA. RefSeq lists its product as uncharacterized. Gene Ontology annotation, molecular function: RNA-DNA hybrid ribonuclease activity; nucleic acid binding. The coding region runs from base 1 to 564 and encodes 187 amino acids. NCBI's taxonomy places the organism in Eukaryota, Viridiplantae, Streptophyta, Magnoliopsida, Ranunculales, Papaveraceae. The record is from RefSeq and is a predicted model, not a curated record. The transcript has a single exon.